CGGGUGCCGGACCCCCGGACCGGGUUGGCCCCUUCCCGGGGAGGGGAUGACCAGAAUAGCUCCGCUAUCGGAUUCCCGCCGGUAUCUCCUCCCGGUGACAUUUGAGCCUGUCCUCGACGUGCGCCGGGGACACCCGGUACCGCCCGAACCCUUCGGACCGGGCCGGCCAACGGGAUGGCGGGGGGAAGGCGGCGUGGGGGCAGCGGACGGCGAGGGGGACCCCGGCAGCACACCGGGACCCCCCAGCCAGCCCCCUCGCCCGCACCCCUCUCUCCUGCAGCCACCGUGACCCAGCGAAACACAGGUGCUGCCACCAAAACUGGACACCCCAAGGAGCCACUGGAGGAAGCGGCGUCGAGGGGACCCGAUGUGGACUCGUUGGGCUUCCAGGCCAUGGACCACAACGUGCCGGGGCUGUCCCAUGUCAUCCUGCAGAAGCUCAACAUGAAGAGUUAUGAGGACUACAAGUCUGCAAUGGAUGGAAGGAAGAGCAGCAGGGACUUUGGCAUCCGCUCCUACUUCGACAUGUUCCAGAAGAUGGAGGACACCUUCAAAUUUUGUGCUGAGUGCAAGAAGCUCCCCGAUGCCCUCCCUGACCCCAAGAGCCUCCGGCGAUGCAAGAGGUGCCAAAACGUGUACUACUGCGAUGUGGUGUGCCAGCGGGCCAACUGGCCACUGCACAAGAAGUUCUGCAAGAAGCUGAAGUUGGUGGCCCUGGACCGGCUGGUGGAGUGGCUCGUCUUCACAGGAGACAUCCCCUUCCCCACAGAGGCCUGGACAAAACCCGCCCAGGAGGUGAAAGGUUGGGAGGACUGGUUCUCCAUGCAGGAGCAGCUGGAGGAGAAGCUGGAUGCCAUCCUGUCCGGGCGGUACAUGACCCUGCUCUGGGCCAACGCCGGGAAGCCCCGUCCGGAGGAUGGGGAGCUGCGGGAAUCCAUCCGGCGGCUGAUCACCGACUGCCACUCGCGGCCGCUCACCAUCGGCCUGGGGCUGCGGCUCUUCGGCAUCGACCCCCUCACCAAGGCCCUCACCGUGCAUGUGGUGGGAGCAUCCCACGUAGAGACCCUCAACACCCGUCUGACGGACUACGACGAGCUGGCACGGAUGUUCCCGGGGCACCAGGGCAUGGAGGUGGUGAUGGUGGGGGUGGACGUGGUCAAUGGACCCAUCAUGAGGCCACCCCUGGCCACGCCAGCACCCCGGGGACAAGUCUAUCUCAGUAGCUACAAGGGGUUGUACCACGACUUCUGGGAAAGCCAUGUGGAGACCAAACUGGCCACCCGGCCUGACCUGGUGGUGGGCUUCCACCCAGGUUUCCACGCCUGCCCGGAGCUGCUGUCAGGCUGGCUGCCCACCCUGCUGCUGCUGCGGGACUACCGCCUGCCCGUCCUCUUCACCCUCUACAGUGAGCAGGAGCUGAAGUCCUCCCUGCAGAUCCUGGUGGAGCUGGAGACCCACGUCUUGGGCUCGGCUGCCAACCCCUUUGCCUCGCUCAGGCCCGAGCAGGUGUACUCCAGCCCCAACAAGGCACCUGUCUACUGCAGCUCCCACUACGUGGCCCUGCUGGGACCAGUGACAACUGCUGUGCCCGGGGCUGAGGAGCUGGAGGAUGAUGAUGGUGUGCUGGGAGGGGAGCCUGGAGCCACCGGUGUGGCUGGGGACAUCUGACUCUGCAGCCAGCACUGUCCUGCCCUGCCCCAGGACCCUGGGAUGGGCCAUCCACCCAUCCCUCACCAUGCACACCCAGUCCUGGGGGAUGCAGCACCCUGGCACAGGCACAGCCCCCAUGGCAAUGCCCAAUAAACCACUGCCAGC
Molecule: messenger RNA, 1815 nt
Organism: Calypte anna (Anna's hummingbird)
Lineage: Eukaryota; Metazoa; Chordata; Aves; Apodiformes; Trochilidae
Gene: MSS51
Product: MSS51 mitochondrial translational activator
Exons: 6
Coding region: 175-1668 (497 amino acids)
Source: RefSeq, a predicted model, not a curated record